CCUAAACGGUGCGUUAAAGUAAAUAAACGGACUGCGUCUUUAAAUGUAGGCGGAGCUUAGUGUAUGCAGGUUUUCAUUGGCUGUUCCACUCACACAGCUGCGGAAUUUAUAAUAUAUUUCAGUAGACUGUUUUAUAUUAAGUGCUUACUUUGAAAGUUGAAGAUGGAUUUUUUGGUUAAAUUAUUUUCCCAGAACAGGAAAAUAGCUUUUUGCAUAACAGGAGCGGCAGCGGUUUUGCUCGGACUCGCGUUCAGCUACAAAUACACGCGCAGGCAGAAAAAGUUCACUCGAGUCGGAGUUGUGUUGCAACUGUUUCUUCAUCCUAUGAAGUCUGGGAAAGCGGUGUGUGUCCCUGCAGCCGAGUGUCUGAGAAUGGGCCUUAAAUGUGGAGAUCUUCGUGAUCGUCACUGGCUGGUCAUUACAGAAGAUGGCCACAUGGUGACGGGGAGACAGCAGCCUCGCUUGGUCCUGGUGUCUCUGACUUGUGAGGGAGGCCAGAUUUGUCUUAAUGCUCCUGAGAUGGAGGAGCUCAGGUUUCCCCUUCACCAGUCCACCAAUCGCAUCUUUCAGUGCAGGGUGUUUAGUUCAGACACUGAAGGCAGAGACUGUGGGAAUGAAGUAUCUGACUGGCUCACUCGAUAUCUGGCAGCAGACAAGACCUUUCGCUUGGUGCACUACGAACCCCAUUUAAAGGCCCGAACACCACCUGAGAAAGGCUUUCCCCAGGAUGAAAAGGUGGCUUAUCCAGAUGCUGCUCCUGUCAUGUUGAUGUCGGUGGCCUCUCUGAACGACUUGAGCAGCAAGCUAGAUAGUGACGUCUCUAUCUGUCGAUUCCGGCCAAACAUUGUGGCCAGUGACUGUGAGCCUUUCAGUGAAGACUUGUGGGACCAUGUCCAGAUUGGUCAAGUGGAGAUGCAGAGAGUUAUGGGCUGUGGAAGGUGUAUUUUCACCACUGUUGAUCCUGAAACUGGAAUAAUCACUAGAAAAGAGCCACUGGCCACUCUCAAAACUUAUCGGCUAACUGACCCUGCCCAGAAAACUGCACCAAUAUUUGGCCAAUACUACACCAUCAAGAAAAUGGGGAUCCUCCACGUUGGUGAUCCCAUAUACAGAAUUAGUUACUGAAGCGGAACACAAUGAAUCUAACAUGAAGUUUAAAUCUUAGAACAAAUGUAUAAUUUGUUGAUGUAAUAUGCAAAUUUGCAUGACAUUAGUGCUUACAACCAACACUUUUUAUGUGCAUGUGUAGAUAUUCAUAGAUGCUCCUUAAAAAGUUUAAAUGAAAACUUUGAAUAGAAUUAAACGUGUUUGAGAUUUUUUAAAAAUAAAAUUUAUUAGCUGGCCAGUUAGCUACUUAGCUAUAAUUAGUGUUGGCCUCACACAUGCUAUUAAUGCUGUGAUACACAUUACAGUACUUUCUUUCUACAACCCCGAUUCCAAAAAAGUUGGGACAAAGUACAAAUUGUAAAUAAAAACGGAAUGCAAUAAUG
Neoarius graeffei (lesser salmon catfish) is the source of this 1490-nucleotide messenger RNA. It is a transcript of the gene marc1, whose product is annotated as mitochondrial amidoxime reducing component 1. The transcript has 7 exons. NCBI's taxonomy places the organism in Eukaryota, Metazoa, Chordata, Actinopteri, Siluriformes, Ariidae. Gene Ontology annotation, molecular function: pyridoxal phosphate binding; nitrate reductase activity; molybdenum ion binding. Gene Ontology annotation, cellular component: mitochondrial inner membrane. The record is from RefSeq and is a predicted model, not a curated record. Bases 163 to 1125 code for a protein of 320 amino acids. Gene Ontology annotation, biological process: nitrate metabolic process.